UAACAACAUUUUGACGAUUGAGAGAGACAUUAUACCUAGAAAUUUGUUUAAAGAAAAUAUUUGUUUUACACGAAAUCAAUAUCAGAUAAAAUGUAAAUAAAAUAUUACAGUUAAAAUAAUUAAAAAAUGAAAAAAAACUGAUAAUUUAAUUUAAUAAAUAAUAAUUGUGAGGUUACACUUUCGCAUAUAUUCUGCACAUCUACCUUCUGUCAUGCCAGCCACAAGCCAAAUUAAUGAAUGCGUAUGCAAAAUAGGUAAAUAAAAAUAACACUGCAAAUGGUUCUGGUGUAUCUAGACCAAAUAUUAGUAUUGUACUCGUAUCUGUUCAAAUGAUAAAAUAAUUUUAUUUUGUGCUAAUAUAGCUACAUUGAAAUUAUUUAUCUAAUAUUGUGCAACAUUUAUCAAGUUGAAUUUAGUAAAAAUCUGUUUGGACAAAGGUAUUUUAAUUGAAAAUCAAGUGAGAUUAACAGCUGAAAAUUUUAACUUACAAUCUAAUAUUAAUGUAAAAUAUCCUUGGCACAAAAAUUUAACAUCAGUUUAUAAAUUAAAGUUGCAAGAAUGGAUACUCAAUCAGAAAGUAUACCGAAUUUAAUUGAGCAAAACAAAUCAGAAAGUAUACCGAAUUUAAUUGAGCAAAACAAAUCAGAAAAAAAUGAAGCGAUUAAGAAAAAAAGACGCCGUCGUAGAAGAAAGAAAUCAGGUGUAAGUGAAGCAGACGAUGACGUUUCACAAGAUAUUUGUGAAGAAUUAUCGAAGUUAACUGUAGAUUCUACAGACAAUAAUACAUCCUCAUCAUCUAUCCACAAAUUAGGUAAUUUAUUAUCAUUAGCUGAAAUCGAGCAAAAAUUAUUAUUAAAUAAUUUUAAUCAAAAUUCUUCAUCGAAAAGUAAACCGUCGUCUUCAUCGAAAAGUAAAUAUACUGAGAAUAAUCGUAAACGAAAUAAUAUUAACCCUGUAAAUGAGUAUUUUAAAUACGAUAAUUUUAAUAAAUCAAUGCCUUCAACAUCUAAAUCACCUAAUAAAAAAGGGCAUAAAAAUUUUAGAAAAGAUGAAAAUGGUAUUAAACCUCGAUCACCUAAAAAAUCACAAAGUGAAGAAAAUGGUGAAAAAGAAGGAACAAAUUUCGAAGAAUAUAUGUCAGCUAAAGAUGUUGAAAUUGGUUUAAAAAAUGGUACGUUAUUUGAGGGUAGUAUACGAAUCAAUACACGAAAUUUUAAAGAAAGUUACGUAACAAAUCCUAUACGCAAAGAUCCAGAUAUUUUAAUUGAAGGUUUACGUGAUCGAAAUCGUGCUUUAGAAGGUGACGUUGUUGUCAUACAAUUAAAACCGAAAGAUGAUUGGCGUCAAAAUAAUCAGAAAACCGGUAAAGUUGUAUUUAUUAAGGAAUAUGUACAUACACGACAUUCAAUUGGUUAUUUGAAAUUAAUGCCUGAUAAAAAUCAUACAUUUGCUGCGUUUAGUCCGCGUGAUUCAAGAAUACCACGAAUACGAAUACCAUAUACUGAUUGGCCGCCGAGUUUUUAUCAUGAACCAGAAAAAUAUGAAAAAACUUUAUUUGUUGCAAAAAUAACUACAUGGACUGAUACACGAUAUGCUUUGGGUAAUAUUAUUGAAACUGUAGGACAAGCUGGUGAUUUAAAAAUUGAAACAAGAGCAAUAUUAUUAGAAAAUGGGUUAGAUGUUACACCAUACGAUCCGUCAAUGAAUCAAUAUUUUCCAGCUACAAGUGAAAUUCCUGCCGAAGAAUAUACAUACCGUGAAGAUUUACGAAAAGAUUGCGUAUUUACAAUCGAUCCUCUAACCGCAAGGGAUUUAGAUGAUGCUGUAUCAUGUAAAGAAUUAGAAAAUGGAAAUCUAGAAAUUGGUGUUCAUAUAUCCGAUGUAAGUUUUUACCUCAAAGAAAAAACACCUCUAGAUGAGAUUGUAUCACAAAAAGCUACAAGUAUAUAUCUUGUAGAAUCUGUUUAUCAUAUGCUACCCCGAGAAUUAUGCAUGCUAUGUUCGUUAUUACCCAAUGAGGAUAAAUUAGCAUUUUCAGUAUUUUGGGAAAUAACUCCAGAAGGUAAAAUACUAAAUUUUCGAUUUGCCAGAACCAUCGUAAAUUCAUGUUGCCAAUUAGCCUACGAACAUGUACAAAAAAUGUUAGAUACGCCAAACGAAGUCAAAAUUGAAGAAUUGCCUACGAUUUAUGGAAAUCAUUCGUAUGAACAAAUUAUAAAAAUUGUAAAUAAGUUACACAAAAUUGCAUUAUCGUUAAGAUCGAAUCGAUUUGAAAAUGGUGCAUUGAGAAUAAAUCAACCAAAAUUAAUGUUUCAACUAGAUCAACAGUCAGGUUUACCUGGUAGUUUCUCCAUUUAUGUAAAUCAAGAGAGUCAUCGACUGAUUGAAGAAUUCAUGUUGUUGGCGAAUAUAACAGUAGCCACAAAAAUUAACAAUGAAUAUCCCGAUUUGGCAUUCUUGCGAUGUCAUCCUCCACCACAUGGUCAUUUAAUGGAAAAUCUCAAAAAAAAUUUUGAGAAGAUUGGUAUACAUUUAGAUACAUCAACAGCUGGGCAAUUACACCAAUCUAUGGAAAAAUAUGAUGGUGAUGAUCUUAUUAGUCAAGCAAGAAUGACGGUCAUCAAUGCAUUCUGUGCAAAACCAAUGGCACGUGCAAAAUAUUUCUGUGCUGCAUUUGCUAAUGAUGUUUCAGAUUAUUGGCAUUACGCCUUGAAUGUUCCAUUUUAUACGCAUUUUACAUCACCGAUUCGACGAUAUGCUGAUGUAAUGGUUCACAGGUUACUAUCAGCACUUGUAGGAUAUUCAGAGAAACCAAAUUGGGAUACAGAUGAUGUUCAAGAAUCUGCAGCUGUUUGUAAUAAACAAAAAUAUAACGCAAAACGUGCUGGAGAACAAAGUUCUGAAUUAUACUUGACUAAGUACAUUGAAAUGAAUCAACCAGUUAGAGAGUAUGCAGUUGUGUUAGACGUGAAAGAUAAGUCUUUUGAUGUGGUCAUUAUGUCUAUGGGAAUUAAUGUCCGAAUUUAUAAAAAUAAUAUCUCACCAGCAACUGUUAUAAACGAAAAAUCUGAAGUAGGGUAUAAUUCGUUGACUAUAAAGUGGCCACCUCUUGAGAACGAAUUACCAUCCAGUUCAUCACCAUUAACUCAAAUGAUUGAAAUUUUUACUUUACUAGAAGUAAAUUUAUUUGUAUCAAAAGCUUCAAAAAAAAUUGAAGCAAAAUUAUUGAGACCAUCAAAGAAAUCAAAACUUUGAUUUUGUAUAAAUUGUGAAGUAUUUUACAGAAUCGAAUUGUCAUUUUUUUUAAAGUUUUUGACGAGAUAAUUUUGU
Chrysoperla carnea is the source of this 3330-nucleotide messenger RNA. RefSeq names its product DIS3-like exonuclease 2 (gene Dis3l2). The transcript is spliced from 3 exons. The coding region runs from base 559 to 3255 and encodes 898 amino acids. NCBI's taxonomy places the organism in Eukaryota, Metazoa, Arthropoda, Insecta, Neuroptera, Chrysopidae. Gene Ontology annotation, biological process: miRNA catabolic process; mRNA catabolic process. The record is from RefSeq and is a predicted model, not a curated record. Gene Ontology annotation, molecular function: 3'-5'-RNA exonuclease activity; RNA binding. Gene Ontology annotation, cellular component: exosome (RNase complex); P-body.